UCUCAACGUACACGAAACCACCCCGUUGCAAACACGAUACACACGUACAGCGAGAGACGACCACCCGGGGCGCGCUCACGAGCGUACCAUCAAUUUUCGUCAUGAUGAGGUUCGAGUCCGUAAUUGGCUUCGCGCUCAUAGUCGCCGGGCUCUGGCCGCUGCACGCGGCCGCGCAGAAGUACGCCGCUAUCUUCAACUUUGGCGACUCCCUCGCCGACGCCGGCAACCUCGUCGUGGAUGGCAUCCCGGAGUACCUCGCCACGGCGCGCCUACCGUAUGGCAUGACGUACUUCGGGUACCCGACGGGGCGCGUCUCCGAUGGCGGCCUCGUCGUCGACUUCAUCGCGCAGGAGCUGGGUCUGCCUCUGCUGCCGCCGUCCAAGGCGCACAACGCGUCGUUCCACCGUGGUGCCAAUUUCGCGAUCACCGGCGGCACGUCGCUGGACACGAGCUUCUUUGAGGCGCGUGGGAUGAGGCACACGGUCUGGAACUCCGGCUCCCUGCACACCCAGCUCAAGUGGUUUCAAGACAUGAAGCCAUCCAUCUGCAACUCGCCAGAAGAGUGCAGGGACCUGUUCCGGCGGUCGCUGUUCAUCGUCGGCGAGUUUGGCGGGAACGAUUACGCGGCGGCGCUCGGCGCGUUCCUCCCGGUUCAGAAGGUGCACACGUUCGUGCCGCACAUCGUCGACUCCAUCGGCAAGGGAAUCGAGAAGCUGAUCGCGGAGGGGGCGGUGGAGCUGGUUGUGCCGGGCGUGCUGCCGAUCGGCUGCUUCCCCGUGUACCUGUCCAUCUUCCUCAAGCAGCAGCCGGAGAUGUACGGCCCACGCAGCGGCUGCAUCAAGGACCUUAACACGCUGUCCUGGGUGCACAACGCCCUGCUGCAGCGGAAGAUCGCCGGGCUCCGGAAGAAACACCCCAGCGUGCGCAUCAUGUACGCGGACUACUACACCGCCGUCACGCAGUUCGUCCUGCACGCCGAGAAGUGGGGUGAGUUUUUGGAAUGCGUGCAGCUCAUUUAGUCUAUGCUGUGCUGUUCCUUGUUACUUUUCAUCAUGAGAAAUGGUCAUGCAUGAUUUAGCAAAGUCGUUCUUGAUGAUGUCGCUAACUUUUGUUGAAAUGUUCCUACAUCUAAAUGCAAGAAACAGAGUAGAAAUUGUGCCAACUCGCUAUCAAGGUUGGAAGCAAAGAACAAUUCAAUGACCGGAUGUGAUGUUUGUAAACUUAUGUAUCUACAUCAUCGCUACAUUUUCUACAUGAUGACAGACUACUUAGUUUUUCCCUGAAAGCAUGAUGUCAAUAGUUGACCAGGAGCUAAUUUUUUUUAAAUAAUACAUUUUUUUUAUUAAUUUACAAAAAUAUUACGCUGAUAUAAUAUUUUUCAAAAAUAUUAUCCAAUCAGCCCACAGCUGGCCGACUGCUCCUAGUCAGCCAGCUGCAAGCCGACAGGGCCUUCUCGGCCAACUGCAGGCCGACAGGGAGGCAAUCGGCCACGCGUGGGCCGACUAUUGGCCCGGCCACGUCGCCCCGGGAGCUGUCGGCGCGGGCGCACUCACGGGCGCCCCAGUCGGCCAGCUGCCGACCGAUCGGCCAGCGGCAGGCCGACAGGGAGCGGGCCCGCAGCGCAGCCUCUUUUUCUUCUCCUUCUCCUUCUCUUUUCCUUCCCCACCUCACGCACAGCACAACGUUCUCUGUUCUUCUUCCUUCCUCCUCUCUCCAACCCUAAAUAGCUCCAAUUAAUACACCAAAAUGACCCGUUUUUUUUUGCGGAUUUGGCACCGUGAAUGGGUUCUACUUAGCUAGAGGAGCCAAAAGACACCUCGAUCUACUGAUGGGGUAGCUUGUGGUGGUUGUGCUGAAGAUUUUGUUGGAGCAUUUUUUCAGCUCAUUUGUGGAGGUUGUGGAGGCAGAGGUGGAGGUUGUGGCGGUGGUGGAGGUGGAGGUGGUGGUGGAGGUGAAGCUGCAGGAGUUUGGUGGAGUUUCCGGCUCCGGUUCCAGUGAUUGAAGGCCGCCGUUCGUCGUUCGCGCGCACGCUUCAAGGGUGAGCCAAGAUGUCUGAUGUAGUGAACAUCAGAUUUUACUACGGUCCUGGUACUGUCCAAACAACUGAGAUGGGAGCUGAUAUGAGUGAAUUUACUCACAUAGAUGUGCCAAUGAGCGCACCUCAAACAUGGUCUGUCAGUCAGUUGAAAGAAUGGAUUGCGGCAAGUUUAGGUCUUGAUACUGAAACACACACCGUCGGUGUUCAUGCAUUGUGGACACGGUCAAGUACAAUAAUUUACUUUUAUUUGAGGCCAAUAGAGCGAGACUCCGAUUGGGUGCGGUGGUUACAAGGUUGUGAACGAAGGGGAUGCAAUCCUAUUGCUUUAGUGCUUCCCGUCGUGAAGGGGGUCACUGCACAUGAAGGCCAAGGUGGCAACGAUCCUGGGCAGAGCAGUGUAGGUAGGCGGCUAUCUAUGUCAAAUGCUGGAGAUGAUGGUUACGAACAAGGACAGAGCAGUCAGGUAGAAGGAGGAAAUGCUUAUGAUUAUGAACCAGGGCAGAAUAGUCAGGUAGAAGGGGGAAAUGCCAAUGGUGAAUACAAUGGCGAGGUUGACGCUGACGAGGUAGAUGGGCACAUGCAGGACCAGAUGGAAGAAGAAGACACUGAUGUUGAAAGGGGUUAUGCCGAUGAUUCUGGCGAGUCAGAUGAAGAAGAAAAUGCAGCGGAGGUCCCGAAUCCUGCAUGGUGGAAUCAUGACUUCUCAUCUGCAAUGACCGUGAAUGAUGGACAUGAUUCAGCCAGCAGGAGCCUAUGGAUAUCAUGCGUCUAUGUCGGCAUCACAUGAUACGUGGGGGAGUGAUCAUCAUCCCGAGGAUCACAUACAGGCUCCGAUGUCGCAGCACACCCACUGGAUGAACAUGUUUUCGACUCCUCCACCAGGCCCCACACAGGAUACACAGCAUGACCAGGAAGAGUCUGAGAUUGCACCGUGUCCCAUUAGGGCACCUGACAGAUGGGGAUGGACGCCGAUUCCAGAUCCGCCUCCCCUCGAGGCCAGACGUCGUCACUGAUGCUUCUAUCUAUCAGUACAGACAUUACCAUCUAUUUAUGUGUGAGACUUAUGUCUAUUCUAUGUAUGAGACAAAUGACUAUGUACUUAUGUAUGAGACAUAUGCCUACUCUAUUUGAGUACUAUAUUAUCCGAACUACAACAUCAUAUUUAGAUA
Messenger RNA from Triticum aestivum (bread wheat), 3207 nucleotides. RefSeq names its product GDSL esterase/lipase At5g45910. Gene Ontology annotation, molecular function: hydrolase activity, acting on ester bonds. Bases 102 to 1019 code for a protein of 305 amino acids. The transcript has 6 exons. The record is from RefSeq and is a predicted model, not a curated record. NCBI's taxonomy places the organism in Eukaryota, Viridiplantae, Streptophyta, Magnoliopsida, Poales, Poaceae.